Molecule: messenger RNA, 585 nt
Organism: Dreissena polymorpha
Lineage: Eukaryota; Metazoa; Mollusca; Bivalvia; Myida; Dreissenidae
Exons: 1
Coding region: 1-585 (194 amino acids)
Source: RefSeq, a predicted model, not a curated record
AUGCAGCAGAAAACAGAGAAACUGCAGGAAAUAGCCAGAUCAACAGGGCUAGAGGUCAAAAUCAGCAAAACAAAAUUCAGGAUCAAUUCACGCCCCAGAAAAGUCAUCCACAUAGAAGGGCAAGCCAUCGAAGAAUUUGACCGCUUCACAUACCUGGGCAGCAUUGUCAGCAAGACAGGAGGUGCAGAAGAGGACAUCAAGGCCAGAAUAGGGAAAGCACACCACACAUUUGUGACACUGAGACCAGUGUGGAACAAUCGGAACAUCUACUGGAAAACAAAGAUCAGGCUCUUUAAUACCAAUGUCAAGAUAGUCCUCCUUUAUGGCGCUGAAACCUGGAAAAGGACUAGACGCCUGGACCAGAGUCUGGAAGUAUUUAUGAACAAAUGUUUCAGGCAGAUCCUAAGGAAGGCCAGAGAAGUUUUCAAACCAGGACAUAUAAGCAACAACAGGGCAGCAAGCGGUUACGAACUCCAUACUAUAGAAGAAGUGGAGAUGGAUCGGACACACGCUGCGAAGAACCCAGCCCAACAUAGCAAGGCAAGCCCUGGAUUGGAACCCUCAAGGACAAAGAAGAAGAGGUAG